Pelagomonas calceolata is the source of this 1260-nucleotide messenger RNA. Lineage: Eukaryota; Pelagophyceae; Pelagomonadales; Pelagomonadaceae. The record is from the annotation of a GenBank genome assembly.
CCGGGAGCGUAUCGGCCUCAAACGCGGCGUUGAGUGCAUUUUGUACCCAAAGCAGUCUCGCGGGACGCGCCAACAGUAGACGACACGCACCAGAGAGCUUGGGCGAGCAACUGCAUUCGUAAAACGCUCUCCACAGCACAAAAAACGCUGCCUUGCUGAAAAGCUCUGUUCAGCAGUCCAGAGGGUAAGAGCUUGGAGGGGGGGGUUGCGGCCCAAGCAGUCUGAGCGCGAGAACUAUCGAAUAUACGCGCGAGAAUGGCCGAAUACACAAGUAAUCGCCCGCGCGCCUACAGCAACCCGAACAAGCGCGCCAUCCGGCAGCUCCUGGCCGCCGAGGCCUGCGAGCCGAUGGCGCGCCGCAUGGCGGCCGAGCACCCGGACCGCUUCAAGUUCCACCCGACGACGUGGGGCAAGUUCCCCGACGGCACGGACAAAAUCAUCAUCGGCGGCUACACGCCGACGAACGAGCUCGCGGGGGAACACGUCGUGCUCUUGUGCAGCUUCCACAACAACGACGUGACGUGGUCGCAGUUCCAGGUCAUGAUCGUGCUGCUGCAGUCGUUCAUCGAGUCGCUGACUGUGGUUUUGCCGUUCUACCCUGUCGGCACGAUGGAGCGCGUCGUGACCGAGGGCGAGGUCGCCACGGCCAACACCUACGCGCAGAUGUUCUCGACGCUGCCGUCGUGCGGCCGGCCGACGCGGCUCAUGACCUACGACAUCCACACGCUGCAGAACCGUUUUUAUUUAUCGGGCGCGACGCUCGCGUCGCUCCACACGACGAUCCCGUGCUUGCUGCCGCUGCUCGGCCCGGCCGGCGUCGACGCCGUCGCGUUCCCCGACGACGGCGCCGCCAAGCGCUUCAAGCACAUGUUCGACGCCGACCGCUACGCCAUCAUCGUCUGCGGCAAGGUGCGGGACGGCGACAAGCGCGUCGUCACGGUGCAGGACGGCGACGCCACGGGCCGGCGCGUCAUCGUCAUCGACGACUUGGUGCAGACGGGCGGCACGUUGUACGAGUGCGGCGCGAAGCUGCUCGAGCUCGGCGCGGCGAGCGUGUCGGCCUUCGUGGCCCACGGGGUCUUCCCGCGGGACGCCUGGAGGCGGUUCGCCAGGGGCGGCGACCGCGACGUCUUCUCGAAGUUCUACGUGACGAACUCGAUCCCGACGACGACGGACCGGUGCGUUUCUGCGGCGUCCUGUUUUUUUUUGCGCGGCGAUGGCGUAUGGGGUUCACGCAGGCUGCCGAAGAACGACGUCUUC